AUGUCGGGUGCGGUGGUGUGCUGCAAACUUGCGAUGGGGGCGGCCAGGUGGUGCGUGGCUGUGUGUGUGGCGAUAUAUGGAGCUCCGGAGAUUCCUAUUGGAUUGCCGAGACUUGGUCUUGGUUCUGCCGUUGGUCUUUAUGAAGCUUUGGAACUGAGGGACGGUGGAUCUGACUACUUGGGAAAGGGUGUUUCCAAGGCCUUGGACAAGAUCAGUACGGUGCCGAUGGAGGCCCUCGCCGCCGGCGUCGAUGUGUCCAUGAUUGGGCAGUUUGGUGUUGGCUUCUACUCCGCCUACCCUGUUGCCGAGAGGGUCGUCGUCACCAUGAAGCACAACAACGACGAGCAGUACGUGUGGGAGUCCCAGGCCGGUAGCUCCUUCACCGUCACUCGUGAUAUGUUUGGGGAGCAGCUCGGCAGGGGUACCAAGAUGGUCCUCUACCUCAAGGACGACUAG
Messenger RNA from Triticum turgidum subsp. durum (durum wheat), 456 nucleotides. Lineage: Eukaryota; Viridiplantae; Streptophyta; Magnoliopsida; Poales; Poaceae. The record is from the annotation of a GenBank genome assembly.